GCGCAUUGCGGUUUGUCUGUCGCUUUAGUUUAACCCAACGCGUGAAUACGCACACUACUCGUAUUUAGUAUAAUUUGCUCGAAAAUCAAUGGAUAUUAUACAAUAAAUACAUGCUGAGCUGAAUUCCAGAAUUUGUUACAAUCAAAAUGUUGCAUUCGUACUUGAAAUUAAACAAACUGAACUAAAAGCAAGUGUUAGACGUGCAAUGGCAACAGCCGCAACGGUGGCGGCUACGGCAACGUCAACGACAGCUGGACCUUCAAAUGACGCCAUGGCAGUGGCCGCCGUUGCUGGUGGCAAUCACUUUGAGGAGGACAUUGAGCACUUACGCAAACUAUUUCAAGCGAGGAAUUUGUUGAAUUUCAAUAUUGCUGAAAUAGCUUGCAGUGCGGGCAGCAGCAGUGGUGACAACUACAUGUCCUUGGUGAAGCGUGUGACGAUCUAUGAGACCAAGCGCAGCGAAAGGGCCAACAGCUGUUCAGUCAUCAUAAAACGGCAAAUUGCUAGUCUCUCACGUCGUCAAUUGUACCGUUGUGAAGAAGCGUUCUCGAACGAAAUCAACGCCUAUCGCCAUGUGGUGCCGCUGCUCUGUCGCUACGCCAAGGAGCCACUGUUUCCACUUUGCCACCUGGCAGAUGCACAUGAUGAUAGUGCGCAUGGUGAGCCUAUUAUAGUGCUGCAGGAUCUCAAAGCGCUGGGUUAUCGCAUGCAAAAUCGCUUGGCUGGCCUGGAGCUGCGUCACUGUUUGCUGGUAAUGAAGAAACUAGCGCAGCUGCAUGCCGCUUCGCUUGCAGCACAGCACUUGGAGUCAUCGCACUUUGCUGUGCAAUGCGCGCAAUUGUCCGAGAUAGUCUACUGUCCGGCUGCAGCGGAUUUCUAUUCAAGCAUCUUGGACACCUCCAUGCAGCAAGCGCUGGACAGUCUCAAUGCUUCCAAUGCUGAUGGCAAUCUAUCGGUGCCUAUUCGACUCAUGGAGCAAUUGCAGCCCACAUUGUUUGGCAAUCUGCAGCAGAGUAUUAAUGCAGCGGCAGACACGCCCUUUAGCGUUGUUUGCCAUGGCGAUUUGUGGCUAAACAAUCUGAUGUUUCGCUCACAGCCGGAGGAGGUCAUAUUCUUUGACCUGCAGGCCAUGCGCAGAACCUCACCCGUCUUCGAUAUACUUCACUUUAUCUACACAAGCACGCGACGCCAGCUACGGGAUGUGCACACAGACACCUUGCUGGCGACAUAUGCAGAGGCGUUGCGCAAGGAGCUCGCCCAGCAGCUGCGGCAUACGACGGCAGCGGCGCAGCUCAGCGAAUUGUGCGAGACAUUCUCGCUGCAGCGACUCAGCGAAGAGUAUGUGCGUCAUGUGCACUAUGGUCUGGCCAUUUCAAUGUGGAUACUGCCGGCUGUUACCUUCGACCCACUAAAUCUGCCCAAUCUGGAUGAGAUCAGCGAGGACAACCUUCAAGGCAAAGAGAUUAACUGCACGCAAAAAUUGACGCCGGAGUAUCAUCUACGCAUACGUGAGUUGGCGCUGGAGUUCUAUGAGCACGGCUAUCUGGAUGCCUGAAGGAUUCACUAAUUUAACUGUAUUUG
This is a messenger RNA of Drosophila busckii, 1581 nucleotides long. RefSeq lists its product as uncharacterized. Bases 206 to 1555 code for a protein of 449 amino acids. NCBI's taxonomy places the organism in Eukaryota, Metazoa, Arthropoda, Insecta, Diptera, Drosophilidae. The transcript is spliced from 3 exons. The record is from RefSeq and is a predicted model, not a curated record.